Molecule: messenger RNA, 810 nt
Organism: Adineta ricciae
Lineage: Eukaryota; Metazoa; Rotifera; Eurotatoria; Adinetida; Adinetidae
Source: the annotation of a GenBank genome assembly
AUGCGUAUUCUAAUGGUCGGUCUUGACGCUGCAGGUAAAACUACAAUUUUGUAUAAAUUGAAGUUAGGUGAAAUUGUUACAACCAUUCCGACAAUUGGUUUUAAUGUCGAAACUGUUGAAUACAAGAACAUUAGUUUUACAGUUUGGGACGUCGGUGGUCAGGAUAAAAUUCGUCCACUCUGGAGACAUUACUUUCAAAAUACACAAGGUUUAAUUUUCGUUGUCGAUAGUAAUGAUCGAGAACGUGUCGGUGAAGCUCGUGAUGAACUCCAACGUAUGCUUGCUGAAGAUGAAUUACGAGAAGCCGUUCUUUUGAUAUUUGCUAACAAACAGGAUUUACCAAAUGCCAUGAAUGCCGCAGAAAUCACCGAUAAAUUAGGCCUUCACUCGUUGCGAAAUCGUAACUGGUACAUCCAAGCAACAUGUGCAACAAGUGGAGAUGGUCUCUACGAAGGUCUCGAUUGGCUUUCCAAUCAACUUAAGAAUGCCAAAUAUCUUCGAAAAAUGAAUACGAUAAUGUGUGUCGUUCUUAUUUUCCCCAUCUUUGUGUGGCAUAGUACAGCUUAUGAUGUCUCUUACAGUAUACGACAUACUUUCAAAUUGGAUCAAUCUGAUGAUGCGCUGUACGGUUUAUUUCCACAUUGGGGUACUGUUCUGUUGAUGCUAUCAGGUCUUUCCCUUUUGAUUGCUGUGGCUGGACUCAUUGGUUACUUACUUGGAUGUCGAACACCACCACCACCGAUUCACCAUACAUCGACCGACUCAACUGCUCCAUUUUUUGUCAUUCAGAAUUUUACGAAAGUCUUAUAA